Messenger RNA from Prosopis cineraria, 1400 nucleotides. RefSeq names its product cyclin-P3-1. Lineage: Eukaryota; Viridiplantae; Streptophyta; Magnoliopsida; Fabales; Fabaceae. The coding region runs from base 601 to 1188 and encodes 195 amino acids. The transcript is spliced from 3 exons. Gene Ontology annotation, biological process: regulation of cyclin-dependent protein serine/threonine kinase activity. The record is from RefSeq and is a predicted model, not a curated record. Gene Ontology annotation, molecular function: protein kinase binding.
UGCUUCAAAUGGCUGAAAUUGCAAAUUUGUAAAACACCCGAAGAAGCGGGUUCGCUGAAUCACAUUUAUAUCCCCGACAUGUCUUAAAAAUAGAUUUUCUGAUGCUUUUAUUUAUUUAUCUGUUUUUCUAAAUUUUAUAAUCCUGUCUUUCCUAAUAUGCUGUGUUGUGGUGUUCGCUGUCUGUAUUGUUUUAUCUGUUUUGAUGAAUUGUUCAGUUUAUUACCCCCCCCAAAAAAUAAAAAUUAAUUGUCUUUCCCAAUAUACCACUGAAGAAUUUGAAUGUCGUGAAACGUGAGAGACUAGCUUGGGGUCCGAGCUUGUCCUUAUAUUCUUGAAUUCCUGAUAUUUUUAUCAAAGCCUGGCUCUCAUAUUUCUCAUUCCCCACUAACAUAUUCGGUGGGCCAAUUUGUAACCCACCCACAGAAUUCUUUUGUCCUUGAAGGAAAGAUCUGCUUGUUUUGCCCAGAUGGCCCAAACAGAUAGGAAAGCUUUGAUUUGAAAGGAAACAUGCAUAUUCUUUGCCCCCAGAAGCAAAUACUGUGAUUAAGCCGCGUGGAGUCAAUAAGGAGCAAAAAUACAAUAGCGUUCAACUUCAGAGGCAUGGCUACAAAACCUGAGGCUUAUAAAUCACUAGAAUUGGAUGCCUCUGAAAGUUCUUGCAGCUCAAACGCUCCCCGAGUUCUGAUGAAAUUGUCGUGUGUUUUGGAGAGAUCGAUUCAGAGGAAUGAGAAGCAUAGGAGAUCAGCAAAGAGGAGGGACCCUGUCACCAUGUUUGAUGGGACGAAAGCACCGAACAUGAGCGUUAGACAGUAUAUGGAGCGCAUUUACAAGUACUCAGGGUGCAGCACUUGUUGUUUUGUGAUUGCGCAAAUAUACAUGGACAGAUAUUUUCAACGAAAGGGUGGCUAUCUCACGUCCUUCAAUGUCCAUCGCCUCCUGAUCACAAGUGUCAUGGUGGCAGCAAAAUUUGUAGAUGAUGGGUGUUACAGCAAUGGGCACUAUGCCAGGGUAGGAGGAGUUAGCACGGCAGAGAUGAACAGAAUGGAGUUGGAGUUCUUGUUCAAUCUGGAUUUUAGGCUCUUCGUUACCACCCAAGUCUUCUGCAAGUACUGUGAGAAGCUUGAUCAAGUAACAGUUCAAGAAUUUCAGACUCGGCAUUCCACCAUUGGCAGGAGAGGUGAAAAAUAAACUCAGCAGAGGUAGGUAGUAGCUGCAAAUCCGCACUAUUUUAAUUCUUAAACUCUUAUUAAGAGUGCCAGUACUAUACAUAGCAUUUUAUAUAGAUAUCAUUGAUAGAAUAUAAUACAAUGAUGUGGAAUUGCAUGACACCUAAUGAAAUAAAACUUAUAUCACACAUACUCCGAAGAAAUCACGUCUAUGAGGCAAAGUGAAUUAAAUUA